Corticium candelabrum is the source of this 1348-nucleotide messenger RNA. RefSeq names its product location of vulva defective 1-like. Lineage: Eukaryota; Metazoa; Porifera; Homoscleromorpha; Homosclerophorida; Plakinidae. Bases 225 to 1301 code for a protein of 358 amino acids. The record is from RefSeq and is a predicted model, not a curated record. The transcript is spliced from 11 exons.
AUCAAAACAGCGCGAAGACACACACGACCAAGGCAGAAGUGAUUACAACCAAAUUCUGUGGUAAGUAACAUACUGCUCAGCCAAUAGAAUCUCGACAAGCAAGUGCAUGCAUGGAUAUUCGAUUGAUGACUUUCUGGAACUGACUCAUCUAAUGAUUUGGCAAGCAAUACAGGUUUCCUGACAACGAGAACUGAGGCCUUAGACUCCAGCAGCUAGAGGUGAAAAUGAACGCGCCUAGUUGCUACUCGAACUUGUCAGAGUUCAACCUGUUCAAGUCACAAUCUCUCCUUGAGUCAAGGCGUGACCAUGUGCAGAAAUCACUAGACGAGUUCGACAAACUGCAAAAAACUCUGAGAGACAUAAUCGCACAAUUCCAGCAAUGGAAGAGAGAUACUGACGAUCAACUUGCUGAGCUGAAAGCUGCUAUACAAUGCGGUAGUGCAGGAAGCAAGUGCGGAUCACCUCGUGGAAGUUUCUAUGACAGCUCUGACGAUGACACAACACAGGAUGCAUGGACUGUCAAACCAGACAUACAACUAACUAGCAAAAAGCAACAGCUAUCACCUGACUUGAACACAGGAGAAGCAAACCUUGCUAAAAUGCAGAAAUUUCACUCAAGCCUAGAGGCACAACUAGAAAGAGAAAAAACCCAGGAGACAAACACAACAAAGCAAGACCCUGACCUACAGUUGACUGCGGAAGUUUCAAAGGAUCCCUGGCAAGGCACCUUGCCAUCAGUCAGUGGUCAACUAAGUUAUAACUCACGCAACAACAGCUUUCUUGAUAUGGAUGAUGAUACUACUACUACUACUACUACUACUACCACUACUACUACACCUGACAAAGAGAAGAAACCGUCGAGUGCAAGUACAGAUGCAGAUGCCAAAUCACAGGCUGAAACAGAGUUCCUUCAUAUGGAGCAAUCACAUCAAAUGCUGCAUACCACAACACCAUUUGAAACGAUGCAGCAAAUUUGUUCAUCAUGUACCAAUAUACUGCUGCUUCAAAUGAAUGAUUUGCGUGCACCUCAAAAAGAAACAUCAGACAGGUGGUCAACUGCCUCACAGUCACCAGUUACAUCAAGGAAGGUGCAGCAACACUCCACAAAUACGACACAUUCCCAUGACAACCUUACAGCCACAUCUCAUCACAGCCACAGAAAAGGAGGCUCGUCCAAACGCUCUUGGCACAUAGGCAUUCAAAACAGCCAAGCAGAGCAGAAACCUGAAGCAUCAUGCAGCCAUGUAUGGCAUGACGAAAGCAACCACAUGAAGAACGACACCAGUGACUCACCGACAUGAAGAAAGAUGACUAACAACAUAUCAAUCCUACAAACCUAUAUACCCAA